Messenger RNA from Toxorhynchites rutilus septentrionalis, 3683 nucleotides. It is a transcript of the gene Tdrd3, whose product is annotated as tudor domain-containing protein 3. Gene Ontology annotation, cellular component: nucleus; cytoplasm. Lineage: Eukaryota; Metazoa; Arthropoda; Insecta; Diptera; Culicidae. The transcript has 5 exons. Gene Ontology annotation, biological process: mRNA processing. Gene Ontology annotation, molecular function: protein binding; RNA binding. The coding region runs from base 262 to 3297 and encodes 1011 amino acids. The record is from RefSeq and is a predicted model, not a curated record.
CCUAUUGACAAAAAAAAAACUGUUGACAACUGCCAGAUAGUCUGACAUUGAAAAUGUCAGAAAUCAUAAAUUCGGGAAAGUGUGAACAAAAAGUUCAUAUUCUUCUGCUUUAGGUGGCGGUGGUUCAUACUGCUAUCCAUAAACCGAAUUCGGAGUCAAAAUAACCAGAUUUUUGUUGACCAUUAAUUCGCCUGGUUCUUAUUAUAUCGUUGAUCGCUCACUGAUUCGGGCUGAACAGCCGUGGAGCUCCAGGUCUACACGAUGGGACUGCUAGAGCAGCUGAAGGACAAGGGAUGGCAUUUGCUGCCGGCCGGACUUGAGCGGCUGCUGGAAGGCGGAGUGACCGGAACAACCGUCGACGUGAAUCAAGCUAUUAAGCUGGCGCUGGACGUCGAUUUGAGGGAAAUUGGAGGCGGAGCUCUGAGCUCGAUCAGCUCCCGAUUGAGCAAAGCUGAUUCAAUCGACGGGAACAUAGUUGUUCAAAUAUUGAAAAUAAGAAAUAUUUCCGCUCCCAAAAGCAAUGAGGAAUCUAAGGUUGCGCCUCGUCUCCUCAAACUGACACUCACGGAUGGGCAAACUCAGUAUUCGGCCCUGGAGGGUGAACACAUUUCUGCGAUAAGUCUGGAUACACCACCGGGAACAAAGAUCUAUCUGAAGAACGGCCCGAUUAAGAUAACUCAGGGUUUACUGAUUCUAGCCGCUGGUAAUGUUUCAGUUUUGGGUGGCAAAGUUGCGUCUUUGGCGGAGAAAUGGGAGUUAGGACGGGCCAUGGCCAAAUAUGCCAAAGGAGGACGAAUUCAACUGAGUGCUAACGGACCUCCACCAUGGAUUCCAUUUGGACAAAAGAUUCAGCAGAGUAUCUCAAACGACAAAAACUUUAAAAGCUUGCAAACCAAGGAAAAAGAUGACUCCAAAGAGAAUGCCGAAUUUACGGCGCUUAGGAAUGAUGCCAUUGCCGAGGCGACCAAGCUUGGCACGAAGAAAACUUUCGGUGGAGGUGCAAAACAGUUGGUUGACGCAAAUGUUCAGAAGAUAAUGGACAAAGGUUUCACUGAAGACCAAGCCAAUCAUGCCCUGAAGCUUACCCGCAACAAUGUACAUCGAGCUUUGAGUAAUCUUCAAAGAAUAGAAGACCGGAAACAGGUGCAAAAUGAUAUUAAAUCUGGUAAGAUAGAACCUCCUCAACGACAGGGUAAACGAGGAUUGAAUGGAAAACGAGAUUCCGAAUCGGAUGCGGGAUCUAAGCCUUCAGCGAAGGUGUCCCUGUUUGAUUUCCUUGAGGAUAUACUUCCCGAAAGUGACGCAGCAAACAAGAAGAGUACCAGUAAAGAAACAACACCAAUUAAUGGAAAGGAUAGUAAACAGAGUACAGACAUACAUUCUAGCAAGGUUCCGCCGAAUAAUUCAUACUCUGGAAGCUCUAACAUUCGAUCAUCCAACUCAAUAUCUAGUGGCAGUGCAUCCAAUCAGCAGCAAACAAGCGUGUCAUCACAAUACAACAGCGCAAGUAAAAGCUUCAAUCAGCAGCGUUUUGAAAACAACAUUUCGAGCAGUUUUGCCAACAGGAAUUCUCACAAUGGUCCAAACAGUAGAAAUUACAAUCAGUUUCAGUCACAAGACCAUAAUGCCAACCAUUCUUCUGGUACUAGACAAUUCGCAGAGUAUAAUAAUAACCGCUAUCGCGGGUCAACCAAUGCAGCGAGCGCAGACUAUGAAUCGUACCCUCGAAGUCGACAAGAUUCAAAAUAUAACCACUCUCAAUCGUCGUACAAUUCGUAUCAACAGCACUCGCACUACAAAAGUGACAAUAUGAAUCCGGGGACGCAAGGCAACAAAUUUAGUUCCAACACAAACAACAAUGGGAAAUUUCAGCAGUUCAAUAGCGGUCACAAUUCGAACACGGAGUCAGAUAGUAAAGCUGGCCAAUUUAACAAUAAUCCGGGUGAUCCGAAGCAUCCGAGGGCGAAGUCGAAUCCCUAUCAGCAACAACAACAAUCUCAUCCAACGCAGCAGGGUUUUCAUUCUAGCAACAAACCAGUGCAGGGUUAUACUAACCCUAGCAUUAACAGCAACAGCAGUGAUUCGGGUUCUCAUUACGGCAACACAAACAAUCAUCAUCAUGCGCAGCCAAAAAUGGGCAACCAUAAUAACAACAACCACUUUGAUAGUGGCAAUAGUGUCAAUGAUUCGAAGCCCCAAAAGGGUUCCCGGUAUGGCAGGCAAAAUGUGCAGCAUAUCUCAGGUCCUCUACCAAAUGGUAACGCUACAAAUGCUAGACAACCGACCCCAAAGGCGCCUCAUUUACCUCAAUCACAAGUCCCCGGAACUUCACAUAACGAUGACCACCAGUUUGUUGGUGGUAACAAGCAUAGUUAUACAUCACAUGACGGUACCGUCAAUAAAAUGGCUCAGCUUACGCAAGCUACCGCGAACAUGCAAAUAAGUAACAAGCAUUUCAGCAACAAUGCCCAAACCCCAGUCGUAUCGAAGGUCCCCCAUGGUCAAACAAACCGACCAACGGGUCCUACGACACCACCAUCUGCGACGGCGAUGACUCCAGUAGUACAGAAAAACUAUAUCCAGCUGCCGAACGGAUUCAACUAUAAUCCGUACCAAAUCAUGGGUUUUCAGAACAAGCAAACCAACGAGUUUGCGCUGAAUGUACUGAAAAGCCAACAGUUUGAUGCGAUGCAAACGGGACAUUUGGCCGCAUCACCACCGGGAGUGCCAAACGUGCAAGCUCCAAUACCACCGGGUGUUACCAUUCCAUCGCCGACCGCCGUGGUUCCGUCUGCCCCAAUUCUUCCAGUAAUUUCGCCAGCCACCACAGCUGCGCUUCCGGUUUGGAAGGUUGGUGAUCGAUGUCUUGCCAAGUAUUGGGAAGAUGGAGGGUUCUACAAUGCUGAAAUAACAGGAAUCUCCGAGAAUACUUUCGUCGUUUGCUUUCUCGAGUAUGGGAACUUCGAGGAAGUUCUCAAGACCGACUGUAUACCACUGACUCAACCCGCUCCGUCGGCUCCGACAGCGAUGGGCUUCCACCCAGCGUCAGCCGCCCAUCUACCACAUCCUGGUGCGUCCAUCAUGCCUCAACCAACGCUUCCAAACGCUGCUUAUAUGGCCCAUCAUGGGACAGAUAAUCUAACCGCGUCGCAACAUUUCAAUCAAGGCUUCAAGGCCACAACGAGUCAUCAGUACCCGCAUCAUCCGCCGAUGCAUCAUGCAGCACACCAACAGCAAAGGCCUUCCAAGUUUCGAGAACAGCGACCCAUGUAUGUUCCGCCGGCACAAAGGAAAUAAUGUCCGUCGGCGGUAUCCAUCAAUAGUAGUGCUAUAAAUUGUAUCGUGAGAAGCAACCACGAAAAUCAUCGCAUCGUUACUGUUGGACAUGGUUUGUCCCUAAGCACAGAACAUUUGCUUUUUGUGUGAUGGAUUGUUGUAUGAACGUGAACGUGACAUGAUUUGACAGUAAGAUAAAUUUAUUAUGGACUAUUUUCGUACUGUUCUUUUUUCUUGUUUAUUUGUAAAAAUGUUAGAUAUUUUUGAAGGAAAAAUAGGAAAGAUUUAUAUGAAACAUGAUCGGUACAUGUGUACGUGUUUUGGAAUAAUAUUUGUGUUACAAGUUCUCCACUGAUUGUGGCUUCAUCUGUAAGAAUAAAAGUAAUAACUUUAUUGUAGAAAUCCAA